This is a messenger RNA of Corylus avellana, 762 nucleotides long. NCBI's taxonomy places the organism in Eukaryota, Viridiplantae, Streptophyta, Magnoliopsida, Fagales, Betulaceae. The record is from RefSeq and is a predicted model, not a curated record.
AUGGCAUUUAAAGACGAGGAAGAGCCAAAGAAUCCAAAGCUAGUAGAAAUCGGAUGGGAGAUCGUACAAAAGUGUGCACAAGUUCUUCUUGCUAUAAGGAGCAUAGCAAGUCUAUUAUACUUCAACAACUCAGAAGUUUAUUGGUUGUCUUUUAAAAACAAUGAACUUUACAAAAUAACUCAACAAGAGAAAGGUAUUUUCCCAAUACUUAAGUUGAGUUAUGAUCAUCUCCCACCACACUUGAAGCAAUGUUUUGCAUUUUGUUCGUCGUUUCCAAAAGAUUAUGGAAUUAAAGUGGAUGAGUUGAUUCAAUUAUGGAUAGCUCAAGGCUUUAUUCAUUUAUUAGAUGAAAAGAGCCGACUUGAAGAUGUUGGUCUCGAGUAUUUUAAGGAUUUGCUUUGGCGGUCGUUUUUCCAAGACAUAAAUAUCAAUGCGUAUGGGGAUAUUUACCAAUGCAAAAUGCAUGACCUUAUUCAUGAUCUUGCACAGUCAGUAGCGGGAGCCAAGUCCAUAAUUUCAACUUCAAAUGCAAAAAAUGUAGUUGAAAAAACUCGCCAUGUGGCCUUUGAUUCUUUAAAUUCAUUAAGGGAUAUUCCAGCUCCCUUGUUCAAGGCAGACAAAAUGAGAUUGCUUUUGCCGCGUUUUCCAAUAUUUUAUGGAUAUGGUCAAUCAGUACUUGAGGGGAAUAAGCGAGUCUAUGAUACACUUAUUUCAAGUUUUAAAUGCUUGCGUGCCUUGAAUUUGAGUAACUCGAAUAUUUAG